This is a messenger RNA of Zootermopsis nevadensis, 2275 nucleotides long. RefSeq names its product limulus clotting factor C. Gene Ontology annotation, molecular function: serine-type endopeptidase activity; protein binding; G protein-coupled receptor activity. Gene Ontology annotation, cellular component: membrane. NCBI's taxonomy places the organism in Eukaryota, Metazoa, Arthropoda, Insecta, Blattodea, Termopsidae. The record is from RefSeq and is a predicted model, not a curated record. Gene Ontology annotation, biological process: proteolysis.
UGUCACACCACUAUGUUGUGCUUUCUGGUGAAACAUGGUUCAUCAAUUCAGCUUCAUAGCUGCAGUUCUUCUGCUAAUAUUUACUGAAGCUUUAACCAACAAUAUAAGAAGACAAUUUAACUGCACAGACAAGACCACCAUAGCUCUGAAACGAGUUUGUGAUGGUAUCAUGGACUGUCCUGAUGGUUCAGAUGAAAUCAGAGAAUUUUGCAUGCUUAUGACGUGCCCUACAAAUGCAUUCCAAUGUAAUUAUGGUGCAUGCAUCAAGAAAUAUCUGAAAUGUGAUGGGAAGGCUGACUGUGCAGAUGGGUCUGAUGAAAGUCACUGUGGUCAUGAAGCUGGGAGCUGCAAUGAGACAGAGUUUCGGUGUGGCUCAGGUGAAUGUAUAGACCACAGGUUCCUGUGCGAUGGAAAAAUUGAUUGUACAGACAAAUCAGAUGAAUCCAGUAUCAUCUGUCAAGAUUUUCUAUGUCCAAGACAUGCAUUCCGUUGUGAGUCAGGUGGGUGCAUUAGCCAAGUGGCCAAGUGUGAUGGUUUUAAAGACUGUUCAGAUGGCUCAGAUGAAUUCCAGCACCACUGCCAAAAAAAGUGUUCAAAGGAUGGGGAGUCCUGUACAGUCUGUGCGUUAAAUGAGCUACGUUGCCAGUCAGGAGAAUGUGUGCCUCGUCGAGCAUUUUGCGAUGGUCGUCCUGACUGCAGUGACAGUUCAGAUGAAACGUUAACUACCUGUUCGAGAACAUUUUGUCCAGUGAGCAUGUUCCGGUGCAAGUAUGGAGGUUGCAUCUUAAUGAAUCUCACUUGUAAUGGGGAACCUCAAUGUGUGGAUUGGUCAGAUGAGGAUCCAAUACUAUGUGGACUCACAGUACCACCUGGAAGUUGUCACUUACCUGCACUUUCACCAUAUUCACACUACAAUGCCACUAACUGCCCCAUGUGUCAACCUGGAGCUGUAGUGGCACAGCAUCAUGAACUGAACUAUUCAUGUGAAGUUGGCCACAAACUACAAGGUAGCUCAUCUGUCUACUGUCAUGACUCAGCAUGGGUGCCUCAACUCCCUACAUGCAUUCCAGCUAAUGGAGAAGUGGUAUGUCCUCCUGUGAGUUCACCACGUUUGUCUGUGACUUGUGAGUCCCGUUGGGGCAACAGGCGAGGCUGGAUCCCAUGUGAUAACCCACUUCCUGUAGGCACAAUUGCUCGAUACCAGUGUCAGCAGUACUACAUACCCAAUGGGGAUGAGCACCAGCGCAAUACAUUUAGUGAAUGUCAGAAGGAUGGGACUUGGAGCACUGACAUCUUAAAAUGUGUUCCUGAAUGUGGGAAACUUGAUGAAGAAGUGACACCCCUGGUUAUAAAUGGUCAAGAAGCCAACUACGGUGCAUGGCCAUGGCAAGCUGGUCUCUUUACACUUCGAGCUGGCAACUGGACUUUCUGGUGUGGAGGAAGUUUAGUGAGUGAAUAUGCUGUGGUUACAGCUGCCCAUUGCACAUGGAAGAUAAAUGAAGAUACCCUUCGUGUGGUUCUUGGGAAGUUUUACAGGGAGUUUGACAUGAACCAAGAGUUAACACAGAUCAAAGAUGUGAGGCAGAUAAUCAUGCAGCCUGCUUACCAGGAUCGAAGGGGAAACUAUGGGUCUGACUUAGCAGUGCUAAUUCUGGCUACUGCUGUUGAAUUAUCACCUGUUGUACAACCUGUUUGCAUUGACUGGGACCUGAAGGCCAUUGAUAAUGAUUUAACUGAAGGAAACCUUGGGACAGUGGCAGGGUGGGGUGUGAAUGAAAAUGAUACCUACAGUGACACACUACGUAUAGUGCAAUUGCCUGUUGUGUCAGAUGAGAAAUGCAUCAAAGAGCAACCAAGAGACUUCAAGAAAUAUGUAACCUUCACCACAUUCUGUGCUGGAUACAGAAACAAGACAGGUGUAUGUAAUGGUGAUAGUGGGGGUGGCCUGAUAUUUCCCCAUCCAUCUGGACACAACAACACCUGGCUGCUGCAAGGCAUAGUAAGUGUCAGUCCACGACGACAUGGCACCUCCUUCUGUGACUCCACUUACUAUACAGUCUUCACUAAGGUUGGAAUUUAUAACAAAUGGUUGAAAUCAGCACUGGAAUCAGUUCAACCCAGUUACCAGAAGUCAGAAGGGAAGGAAUCUGAAUCCAGUAACUGAUUUCUUUGAAGAACUCCAAACAUGUAUCAUAAUGGCACUGAAAUAUUGGAGAAUAUAAACAUUCCUGAGUAAACUGUAGAAAUGAAUUAAAGAAAACAUACAAAACUGUUA